Messenger RNA from Penicillium manginii, 2013 nucleotides. RefSeq names its product MDR family MFS transporter. Gene Ontology annotation, molecular function: transmembrane transporter activity. NCBI's taxonomy places the organism in Eukaryota, Fungi, Ascomycota, Eurotiomycetes, Eurotiales, Aspergillaceae. Bases 1 to 2013 code for a protein of 670 amino acids. The transcript has 3 exons. Gene Ontology annotation, biological process: transmembrane transport. The record is from RefSeq and is a predicted model, not a curated record.
AUGGCUCGUGUUCUCGAUGACCACCACAAUACCGCGCCAAUGCCGUUGCAUACGUUCUUGGAUCCGCCGGACGAGGAGGAUCUCGAGUUGCAGCGUUUCGACUCGCAUCGGCAGGACUACGACCACUUAGACUACGACACGAAACCGAUCUUAGCGGAGGAGCCUAUCUCGCCCGAUUCUCCAAACCCCACUACAGCCCACGGCAAAUCUACCGAGCAAGUCUCCUAUACGAAGCUAGUACCCUUAACGAUCUGUUUAUGUCUGGCUACCUUUUGUUUAUCCUUGGUCGAUGUAGUCACAGGUGUCCCCGGCGCGCGCGCGGCGCAUCACAUCAAAUCACAUCCGCAUAUUACCCCUUCCUCCACGCGCAACACGCGACAUCUAACACGCCUGCAGGACGCAACCAUUUUAGCAACAGCGAUUCCGAAAAUCACCAAUUCUUUCAACUCCCUUGAUGAUGUGGGUUGGUACGGUAGUUCGUUCCUGUUCACGAAUUGUACCGUGCAGCUCUUUUUCGGCAAGCUGUACACCUUCUACUCGGCGAAAUGGGUGUUUCUGAGCGGACUGGGCAUCUUCGAAAUUGGCUCUUUAGUCUGUGCCAUUGCGCCUAACUCGGUCUCGCUCAUUAUUGGCCGUGCAAUUGCUGGUAUUGGUGCUGCGGGUUUAUUCUCCGGUGCUAUCAUUAUCAUCGCCAAUACGGUUCCGCUGCGCAUUCGCCCUAUCUAUAUCGGUAUCUUGUCUAGCAUGCACUCUAUCGCCAGUGUGGCUGGCCCGAUUCUGGGCGGCGCUUUUACUGAUCAUCUGAGCUGGCGAUGGUGCUUUUGGAUUAAUCUACCACUUGGUGGUUUGACUGCUAUUGGAAUCUUCUUCCUUAUGCCGACUCGGGCUGGUGAUGUGCAACCACUCCCUUGGAAAGAGCAGGUCAAACAGUUCGACCUCCCUGGUACUCUCACCAUGAUCCCUUCAAUUAUCUGUCUACUGCUCGCCUUGCAGUGGGGUGGUUCAAAGUACGAGUGGAAAAGCGCCCGGAUUAUCGUAUUGAUGAUCCUAUUCGGUCUCCUCUUCGCGGCCUUUGUGGGUAUCCAAAUCUGGCAGAAGGACAGAGCUACCGUGCCUGUCCGCCUGAUGAAGAAUAGAAGUGUCUUCGGCGCUUCCUGGUACGCAUGCUGUAUCUCAGCACCAAUGUUCGUUGUCGCAUACUACCUCCCAAUCUGGUUCCAAGCCAUAAAAGGCGUAUCGGCAACAACUUCCGGAAUCGACAAUCUCCCCAGCCUAAUCGGCAUCGUCGUCUUCGCAAUCAUAGCCGGCGUCCUCGCCUCAGUAAUAGGCUACUACACCCCCUUCGUCCUAAUCUCCUCCGCUCUCACGGCCAUCGCAGCAGGAAUGUUGACAACCCUCACCGUCAACUCCGGCAUGCCAGAAUGGUUCGGCUACCAGGUCCUCCUAGCCGCGGGCGUUGGCUUCGGCGUGCAAAACGUCAUGCUAGUCUCACAGGUCGCCGUCGACGCAGCGGACAUGGCGAUCACAACCUCAAUCCUAACCUUCGUGCAAACUCUUGGCGGAACGAUCUGUCUCUCCGUCGCGCAGAGCGUGUUCCAGAACAGACUUAUACAAAACCUUCUCCGUUCGCUGUCGAGCGAGAACGCCGCGCUCGUUUUGUCCGGAGGCGCGACGGGCUUUAGAAAUAACAUGCCGAAGACUUUGUUACCGCCUAUCAUGGCGGCGUAUAAUGAUGCCGUUAUGCAGGCGCUUUAUGUGGCUGUUGCGACGGGGAGUAUUUCUAUUCUUGGGCCGAUUUGUAUGGAGUGGCUUUCUUUUAAGGAGAAGGCUGGAACUGAGAAUGUUGAGAAGGAGGGUAAGGUGCAAACGCGUGCUGAGGCUGUUAAGGCUGAUGCUGAGAUCGCGAGGAGGAGGACUAUUCGGAUGAGUUCUCUUGGUGCGGGUGGGAGGUUGAGUACCCUUGGUCCUUCGGCUGCUGGUCAUCGGCCUGGUGAAGGGGGUGGGUGGGUUUAG